Porites lobata is the source of this 1197-nucleotide messenger RNA. NCBI's taxonomy places the organism in Eukaryota, Metazoa, Cnidaria, Anthozoa, Scleractinia, Poritidae. The record is from the annotation of a GenBank genome assembly.
AUGGAAUCACAGUACGGCAUAAAAUCAAGUCGAUCAUCAUCAAAAAAGCAGAUGAAAAGAACAUCUAACAUUUUAAAACAGAUUUCAUCACCUACGUUAUUUCUUGCGGAAGCUCUCGAGUCAGUGAAUUUCUGGGUACUGCUGGACGGGCAGCGGUGGCAUUUUGCACGAAAGGAAAUCAAUUUUACUUUGGGUUGUUUGACUUUGGAGACGUACAAGGAGAUUGGUGUCUAUAGAAGUGCAAUGUGCGAGAAUCGCUCUAUGGACGAGUCAGCAGAUGAGACGAUAUCUCAAGGGGGUAUGGAUGUAAGGCCAGUAACACCAUCCCAAGGUGAGGCUAAUGCUUUGAAAACUCUGUAUGACGUAGUUAUUUCUCCGGUUUCACACUUAAUAAAGGGCGAUGGACUUGUAAUUGUCCCGGAUGGUCCAGCCUUCUUGAUACCUUAUGCUGCCCUUGUGGACCAAAAUUCCAGGUAUUUGUCUGAAACGCUACGAAUUCGAUUGGCUCCUUCGCUAACCAGCUUAAGGCUGCUGGCAGAGUGUUCCUCAGAGCGCCAUAGUACGUCUGGUGCACUGCUUGUUGGUAAUCCAUGGGUGGAAACUGUACGCGUCAAGGGCAAAAAAAUAAAGCAGCUCCCGGGUGCCGAAGAUGAAGUAAAAAUGAUCGGACAGAUACUACACAUCGAGCCUCUCACUGGAAAAAACGCUUCAAAAGAUGAAGUGUUAAGCAGACUAAACUCAGUUUCUUUGGUACACAUUGCAGCGCAUGGUCGUGCAGAAACCGGCGAAAUUCUUUUGUCUCCUAAUCUUGGCAGUUGCCAAAGACCCAAAGAGAAAGACUUUCUUUUGACGAUGGCAGAUGUGUUGAAUGCGAAAUUGAACGCCAAGCUUGUUGUCUUGAGCUGCUGUCACAGUGGGCGAGGGAAGAUUCAAGCUGAAGGCGUGGUUGGUAUUGCACGUGCCUUUUUAGGUGCCGGUGCACGUUCUGUUAUUGCGUCACUGUGGGCGAUUAACGACGCAGCCACUUUAGAGUUUAUGAGACACUUUUACGAAAGUUUGAUGACAGGGCAAAGUGCAAGUAACUCACUUCAUCAGGCCAUGAAAUGGAUGCGGGAAUCUGAAAAGUUUUGUGCGGUGAAGGACUGGGCUUCAUUCGUGCUGAUUGGAGAUGACGUGUCUUUAAAUUUUGACGAAUGA